Messenger RNA from Hemibagrus wyckioides, 3745 nucleotides. RefSeq names its product aryl-hydrocarbon receptor repressor b (gene ahrrb). Gene Ontology annotation, biological process: regulation of transcription by RNA polymerase II. The transcript has 9 exons. Lineage: Eukaryota; Metazoa; Chordata; Actinopteri; Siluriformes; Bagridae. Gene Ontology annotation, cellular component: aryl hydrocarbon receptor complex; nucleus. Gene Ontology annotation, molecular function: nuclear receptor activity; protein dimerization activity; transcription cis-regulatory region binding. The record is from RefSeq and is a predicted model, not a curated record. The coding region runs from base 188 to 1990 and encodes 600 amino acids.
GUAACCGCCACCCUGAGCACGGGUAUAUAAAAGCCCUGAGACACAUCUGUCCGGAGAACCGCUCUCUGUUCAUUAUAGACACCUCUCAGAUGAUUUAAGUCUUUUUAAAGUCUUUUCUCAAACACGAGCUGGAUUUACCUGAGUGUUAGCAUCUCUUUAUAGUGUUGAUAGUGUUUAUAGAGACAUCAUGAUUCCACCUGGAGACUGUCUGUAUGCUGGGAGGAAGAGGAGAAAGCCCAUUCAAAAGCAAAAACCGGCAGGCGUGAACCAGAAGUCGAACCCGUCUAAGAGACACCGGGACCGACUCAAUGCCGAGUUGGAUCGACUGGCCAGCCUGCUGCCCUUCACUCCAGAGGUCAUCUCUAAACUGGACAAGCUGUCAGUGCUGCGUCUCAGCGUGAGCUAUCUCCGGGUGAAGAGCUUCUUCCAAACUAUUCAGGAGAAAUCAAGCAAAAAGCAAAGCCCUGCAUCCUGCAGCCCUGAGCCCAAGAAACACAGUCUAGGCAACAGCAUUAUGGAAAGUGAUCUUCUUCUUGAGUCUUUGACAGGGUUUGCGCUGAUUGUCAGCUCAGAUGGAGUCAUCUUCUACGCUUCCUCGACAAUCGUAGACUACCUGGGCUUCCAUCAGACCGACGUGAUGCACCAGAAUGUAUUUGAUUAUAUCCAUGUGGACGAGCGGCAGGAGUUCAGAAGACAGCUGCACUGGGCCAUGAAUCCCCAGCAGGAACACCACUUUCCCUCAGGAACUGAUGAAGACUACAUGGUGAGAAGCCUGUUUAAUGCUCAAGAGCUAGACGGCGUCCCUACUGAACUGUCUCCAUUCCUGACUCGCUGCUUCAUCGCUCGAGUACGCUGCCUGCUUGACAACAAGUCCGGCUUCUUGAGGAUGCAGUUCCAGGGCAGUCUGAAGUUCCUCCAAGGCCAGAAGAGGAAGAGUAAAUCCGGAGUUUUGAUGCCUCCUCAGCUGGCUCUGUUCUGUGUGGCCGUGCCGCUCGUCCUGCCCUCCAUCACCGAGCUCAAGAUUAAGGGCAUGAUUAGCAAACAGAAAGGCUCCAACAUCAGCGAAAAAAGGCACCCAACUGCUCGCACCUCCUGUGAUGCCGGCGACAUGGCGCUUAACUGGCACGGCAGCUCCUGGGCCGCUCUCAGCAAAGAAGGCGCCCAGUAUAAAAGUGAAGGUUUCUACAGCCAGGAUGAGCCUCUGAACUACUGCGUGUCCUCUAUGGCGGUCCACAAAGCGCAGCCUACUCAAAGUUCCUGGGACUCUCGGUGUCACUCUGCCUCAAACAGCGGCUACUUCGGCAGCAAACUGGGGAAACACGUCCAGUCCGGAAAAUUCCGCUUCUCCCCAGGAUGCGCUGCUGCGAUGUCCCAGUGUAAGGAGUAUGGACUCGGUGAUAAGGACGCGUACUGCGGGUACAGGAAGACUGAGAGCAGAUACGUGGGCAAUGACGAUUGUUACAGCAACGCACUGCUACCCGAGACCGCCAUAAAGACAGAGCAGGACUCUGACUCGGAGAACGGAUGCAGCAUAUACGGCGCGCCUCAUAACGGCGCCUGGCGCUACAGCGCGCCCUUCCCUGACGCACAACAGGUGAAAACAGAGGUAGACUAUGACGAGCACUAUAGCAAGCCUUGCCUCACGAACAUCUCUAGCAUCAACGGUCACCACAAAUAUCUCUAUGCAGGAGCGGGCAGACCGCUAAAAUGCGUCCUUAAUAAAGACCAUUCAGAUCCGAACAGCCUCCAGGGUACAAACUGCCACGCGUACAUGAACAGCUCCGAGUCCAAGGUCUUUAUGCAGCCUGACUACAAGCUGAACUACGAGGUGAGGAACCACAGUCUUCUCCAUCCCAUCAAAAGAGAACCUAUGGACUCUCUGCCCUGGACUGAUGGCAGCCAUGAUGUUAUACAAGUGGACAGAAAUGACGCGAACUGUGCACUGAACUCAGUGGUGCACAAAACCAGUGCCUAUCUGUAUAUGCAAUAACCUUCAACGCCAAAUGCUACAUUUUUGAAGCUCAGGUAUAUGUCUUAAUAUAGACAGGUGUUAUAACACUUGUUUUUUAAGGGCUAGUUCUCUAUUACGGCACUUUAGAAGAAAUAAGAGAGUAUUUUGUAGCUAAUAUUUGUAGCAUAAAUUUUGUAGUUACCUGAUAUGGAAUCGUACGUCAUAUACAGUUUGUACAUUUCAUUUAUAAUGCAUCUUCCCAUAAGCCUGAUUUUAAAAUGUACAGACCACAGAAAGAAGGAAGAACUCCUCGGUUAUGAGAUACUAUUUAUACCACCUCAAAUUCUCCGUUCUGAUUGGUCAGAAGAUAUAGAACAUUUUUCUGUAACAGCAGCUUUGUGAGUCUCUUCUGUUGUCUUGUUUCUAUAGUCACAGGGACUUACAUUAUAUUGCCAAAAGUUUUGGGACAUCUGUCUUUACAUGCACAUGAAUGUAAUAUGGAGUUGUCCCACCCUUUGCAGCUAUAACAGCUUCAACUCUUCUGGGAAGGCUUUCCACAAGGUUUAGGAGUGUGUUUAUGGGAAUUUUUUUACCAUUCCUCUAGAAGCACAUUUGUGAGGUCAGGCACUGAUGUUGGACGAGAAGGUCUGGCUCGCAGUCUCCACUCUAAUUCCUCCCCAAGGUGUUCUACAGGGCUGAGGUCAGGACUCUGUGCAGUUCCUCCACACCAAACUCACUCAUCCAUGUCUUUAUGGACCUUGCUUUGGUCACUGGUGUGCAGUCAUGUUGGAACAGGAAGGGGUCAUCCCCAAACUGUUCCCACAAAGCAUGAAAUUGUCCAAAAUGUCUUGGUAUGAAGCUGAAGCAUUAAGAGUUCCUUUCACUGGAACUAAGGAGCCGAGCCCAACCCCUGAAAAACAACACUUGGAGGGGUGUCCCAAAACUUUUGGCAAUAUAGUGUAUAUGGCAGACAUUCCACGUAAUCUAAAUUGAUUUUAAAAAUAUGCAUUGCUAUUUAUCAACAGAUUAUUAGAUGCUUAUUUACCAGGAAUGGAAGGAGUCUCCAGUGUCACUGUGAUGUCUUGAUGAGUGGAAGCAGCUUGUGCUUUCUCUGCAAUAUGAGAAGUUUUCUUUGUUUCUUUGUUUUUUUCUGUAAGAGACGAAUAGAGAUGCAGACGAAUGAAAAAUGUUUCUAGCCUCCAUAAUGUAAGCGAUAAUGGUUCAUGGACAUUUUCUUAGUUAUAAAUGGAUGAAAUUUGAACUACAUUGCUUUUGUAUAAUAAGGUUUAAACAUUUGAGGUGUAUUGAUGAUUAGAUACAAAUACGAUUGACUGAAAUAUCGAGAAAUUCUCAUUGCUGUCAACGAAAACUCCUUUAGUUUUGCGGUGCAGCCGCUAACGUUAACACAGUCCAGAGUGAAAUGUAUUGAUGAUAAUCAGUAUUCUGCAUCGACAAAAAUCGUGGCUUGUGGCCAUUUUAGGUCCAAAACUCAGUUCUCAGUUGUUUUUUUUAUAGGCUUUGGCUUUGAUUUGAAAGUCUCACACACAGAGGAUAAUGUAUGCGCCACACUCAGCUUCAAAGUAUCAUCUGUUUCUGUAUCGUCUGAUCAAGAACGCCGUUUCAUCCGAGGACGAAGAUGCUCCUGGCGUCAGAUUUGCAUGUGCGUGCGAGCGGGCAUGUGACAGUGUGCACUUGUUUUUCCGUGUGUGUGUCUGUGUGUGUGUGUGUGUAUAUAUGUAUGACAAUAUUCUGUGAUGAAGAAAAUUUAAUGUUUGAAUAAAUGUUUUAAUUUAA